This is a messenger RNA of Cooperia oncophora, 864 nucleotides long. NCBI's taxonomy places the organism in Eukaryota, Metazoa, Nematoda, Chromadorea, Rhabditida, Trichostrongylidae. The record is from the annotation of a GenBank genome assembly.
AUGCUAGAGCAUAUGACCCGUGAAGAGUCGGAAUUGGUUGGCGACUAUGAAGUUAGCUACCUGGGCUAUAUAUACGAUCCCAAAGGCAAGGCAGCUCGACAGGCGCAGGAUUACUCAAUCCUUGCCCAUGAUCCCAUAUACAAGGGCGCUGUAGUACUGGGUCGUCUAUUCAACCACAGUCAAAAGCAUGCCAACCUCAAACCUCUGCAACCCACUCGCUCGUUUCUCGACCGACCAGGGGAACAGAGCGAGCACAUAGUCCUGUUCAAGGCCACACGAAACAUAGAAGUAAGCACUGUUCUCCUUUACCCACACUAUAACACCCUUGAGUCAUCAGAGAAGCUUGCCGUGGACGUCGAUGUGCCACCGAGAAUGGGCGCCAUGCCACCUGACGACGACUCUUAUUCGCAGCAAAUGGCCAUUUCACCAGAAGAGGAGUUGUUCGACGUACGGCGCAUCGUCACUGCACACAACGUCUUGUGUUCAUUGAAUGUGAAGACCCGUGUGCCGGGGCUCAUCGGUUCGAGUCGCCUUGCGGAUGUGGGCGACGCAUAUCGUCACAGUCGAUUGAUGUUCUUGGGCGAAGAGGACGGCUACCCACUUUCGGAAGAUGACGGCAACAUUCCACUGAACGCAAAUGCGCUACUCCAGUUGCUAUGUGUUGCGCAUAGAGAUGCGUAUGGAAAGGGAAACCCUGUGGUAUUGCUACUGAAGCACGAAGAAGGAGGAGCGAGAAUGCGUAGGAGAUCAGUGGGCGCUGUCCUGGUAGUGGUAUUGUUGGGCAACCUAAUCGAAGCGGUUGAGAAGAAGCGCUAUGGAAAUUGUAUAGUCUAUGACGACGUGACGAAAGACUAUGAGGUUGUG